Messenger RNA from Colletotrichum spaethianum, 870 nucleotides. RefSeq names its product phosphatidylinositide phosphatase sac2. Bases 1 to 870 code for a protein of 289 amino acids. The transcript has a single exon. NCBI's taxonomy places the organism in Eukaryota, Fungi, Ascomycota, Sordariomycetes, Glomerellales, Glomerellaceae. The record is from RefSeq and is a predicted model, not a curated record.
AUGGUCAAUGACUACUUCAGUCAGGCUGCCAUCGACUUUCUCCUAGGCAACGUCAACUCGAUGGUCUUCCAAGAGUUCGAAGCCGAGAUGAUGACAAAAGACCCAGCCGUUUCCAUGCUGAAGAUGAGGGAGCAGGCUAUUGAAUUGUCGCAGAAGCGUGUCAUCUCCGACGAGAGUGAAGAGUUCAUGGGCGGCUGGGUUCUCUUCAGCCCCCACCAAUCAGACACCUUACGAGCUAUGCCCUUCGAGGAAGUGGUGUUGCUGUUGACGGAUGCUGCCCUCUACCUGUGCCGAUUUGAUUGGAACAUGGACAAGGUUUCAUCCUUUGAGCGAAUCGAUCUCGCCCACGUCGUCGGUAUCAAGUUUGGCACGUACAUCAUCUCGACGGUCUCUCCCGGUCAGACGGACGAGACCAAGAACGUCGGUUUCGUGGUUUCGUACCAGCCAGGCAAAAAUGAUGUCACGAGAACGAACACCAGAACGUUUUCGAACCUAGGCACAACGAAAACCAAAACAGACCAGUCGAACACUUCGGAGCAACAACAGCAGCCUCAGUCUGCUUUGAACAGCUUGCUGGGCGGCGGGCGCUCCAAAGCCUCGCCGGUGCGCAAGCUUGCUUUCAAGGCUCCUUACUCGCAAUCGUCUGCCGCCGUGACAGGCGAAGGACCGAAGCUCAGCGAGAUUCAGCAGGUCGUCAGCAUUUGCGCGGAAAUAGAACGAUUGGCGUUCCUGAGCCAGCCCGGCAAGGAGAAGCCGGACACCGAGAGCAUCAUAGAGAAGGGCGACAUCAUCUCGCUCGAGGAGGCAAGGCAGAGUACAGGCUUGCUGGACCACAUCAGCUACUCUCUGAAGAGACUCGUCUGGGCGUAA